AUGUUCAUUAAACCAGAAAUAGAUUUCACCAACAAAAAUGGUGCUAACGUGUCCUCCCCGAACCUGGAUUCAGCUAAUACUAGAGGAGAAUAUGAUCAAAUUAUGUCCGGAAGCAAUGAUGACGAGGAAACAGUCAAUAUCCCACCUAAUUGGACGACACGAACGGGCAAGCAUGAUACCGAACAAACCGGUAAUCAGAAUAAAAGGUAUGCCUGCGGUUAUUGUGGGUUGGUUGUAUGCGAUACUAUGGAGGAAAUUAAACAGCACAUGAUCGAAGAACUUGGGAAUAUUGGCCAAACAAGGUUUGCAUACAGUUGCAUAGCGAAUGGCGACGCCGACGAAGAAGCCGUCGUCCAGAUUGACUCCAGCAUUCAACCAUCAACAUCCUCCAGUACAGCGGCCAUCGAACAAUCUUCCUAUCGCAGCUCAUCGUCAUGCGAAGAUGAACCACACAAAAACAACCCACCAAACCUAAAAGGUACACGACGAACACGGGCGAAGAAAGUUAAACCGGAACAGAGCGCUCCUAGUGAGGUAGAAAGUGAACAGGAAGAGGACUUUUUACAAACCGUCACACUGAAAUCACUGACGGAAAAGUUCCAGUACGAAAAACCCCACAAAUGUUCACGCAAAGGUUGCCAGUACAAGUUCGCAUCGUUCGAUAUCCGCGACCAACAUUUGCGCUGUCAUGCGGAAAGUGAUUCCAUACCGGAAACUUCCGACGGGGGUAUCAAAGCUGGCAUGCCACGGAAACGUUUUAGCUUUAAAUGCAGUCAAUGUGAUGGUAAGUUCGAUUCCUGGAAACCAUGCCUGAUGCACGUGUGGCGCGAACAUCAGAUUGAUCUUGGAAUGCUACGGUGUCCGGUGUGUGAGAAGCGCUUUGUCUACACUGUCCACGUGUUUAAACAUCUGCAAACGCACCGCCUGAACCAAACGCUCGAUGUUUCCUGUCGGGUGUGUGGUAAGAAGUUUGUCAACACGUCACAACGUUCGGUACACGAGGCGUUACAUCGAAAAAAGGACGCCCCCGAGGAUGAAGAAGAGCUGGAGGUGAAGGAAAAGCUACGCUGGUACGCGGAACGACGAUGCAACAUCUGCAAGCACAUGUUUUCCAACUCGAAGAUACUUUCCAAACACAUCAAAACGGUACACUUGAAAAUAAAACCCUUCGUGUGCAACGUGUGUGGUUACAAAUGUGCUCGGAAGGCAACACUAAACAUUCACAUCCGACAACAUUCGGGAUUGAAGCCGCUAACCUGUAAAAGCUGCACCUUCCGGACGGCGGAUCCGAGCGCUCUCAGCUACCACGAACGGCGCCAUCGCAACAAAAAGGCAUACCAGUGCAAAACAUGUGGCAUUAGGCUUGUACAACCGAGUGCCCUGCGCAGCCACAUACAAUCGCAACACCCACAAGAAUACCAACAGAUGAAAUGCACACUAUGCGAUUACGCAUCGAUCAAUGCACAGAAUCUUAAGCGCCACCAAGCCAAUCAUAAAGCGGGUUUGAUAAAAACAACCGAUGAAGAUUCUCAGAUGGAGUGCGACAUCGAGCGGGAACAUAAUCAUCGGACACAGCACGGUAGAGGCAUGAGCGCAACGGAUAAUGGACGUCAACCACAGCAUGCUCCGGAAAUUUCGUUCGAUUGCUUUCUGCCGCCCGAAAGCGUUGAUUCCAUGGUGCAUGAUACUGGUGGCAUAACGAUUCCAGCUGCCAUCGUUACCUUGCCGGCUGCACUAUCGGAAGAGACACAGUUCCCGAUUUAA
Messenger RNA from Anopheles marshallii, 1764 nucleotides. RefSeq names its product zinc finger protein 765. Gene Ontology annotation, biological process: regulation of transcription by RNA polymerase II. Bases 1 to 1764 code for a protein of 587 amino acids. Gene Ontology annotation, cellular component: nucleus. The record is from RefSeq and is a predicted model, not a curated record. NCBI's taxonomy places the organism in Eukaryota, Metazoa, Arthropoda, Insecta, Diptera, Culicidae. The transcript has 3 exons. Gene Ontology annotation, molecular function: RNA polymerase II transcription regulatory region sequence-specific DNA binding; DNA-binding transcription factor activity, RNA polymerase II-specific.